This is a messenger RNA of Musca vetustissima, 339 nucleotides long. Its product is annotated as dynein light chain roadblock-type 2-like. The transcript is spliced from 2 exons. Gene Ontology annotation, biological process: microtubule-based movement. Gene Ontology annotation, molecular function: dynein intermediate chain binding. Lineage: Eukaryota; Metazoa; Arthropoda; Insecta; Diptera; Muscidae. Gene Ontology annotation, cellular component: centrosome; cytoplasmic dynein complex; cytoplasm. The record is from RefSeq and is a predicted model, not a curated record. Bases 1 to 339 code for a protein of 112 amino acids.
AUGGCAGCUAGUAAAAAGGAUCCGAAUAAACGUACCAUUGCCUAUGUGGAAGAGGUCUAUCGCUUAAUUCAAGAAAAACCCGAUAUUAAAGAUAUUAUGAUCCUAAAUAGCAAAGGUAAUCCCAUAAAAACCACAAUGGAAAAAUCCGAAGCUAUACAAUUUGCCGGUCUCUAUGAAAGUUUGAGAGAUAAGGCAACUAUGGGUUUGCAGAAAAUCGAUCCCGAUGAUGAAAUUACCAUGCUGAGAAUACGUACAACUAAAAAUGAAUCUCUCAUUGUGCCAGAUGGUAAAAUCACUGUGGUGGUUAUACAAAAUGCCAAAGAUCAAUAUUACAAAUAG